This is a messenger RNA of Mercurialis annua (annual mercury), 390 nucleotides long. RefSeq lists its product as uncharacterized. Lineage: Eukaryota; Viridiplantae; Streptophyta; Magnoliopsida; Malpighiales; Euphorbiaceae. The transcript has a single exon. The record is from RefSeq and is a predicted model, not a curated record. Bases 1 to 390 code for a protein of 129 amino acids.
AUGAGUCGUCUGCAGAUGCUAUUAUCGGGGUUCAAUCUUCAACAGGGGAGGCGGGAUUUUCUGGUUUGGCAGCAGAAACAACAUUACACUUCAGCUGUUAUGUUCGGGUUGCUUAUGGAGAAGAAGAUUAGCUUGAAUAGUUUGGUCAGGGGAAGUGAUUUCAUUCGUAUGAUUUGGGCCACGAAGCUUCCUCCACAAGUUCAAAUUUUUCAUUGGCUUGUAACUUGGGACAUAAUCUCUUCAAACGCUGUUUUGGUUCGGAGAGGUAUUAUUUUAGAGGAAAAUAGUGGUUGUCUUCUUUGUAUACAGGUGGAGUCUUCUGCACAUAUUUUACUUCAUUGUACAUUUGCACGGCAAGCUUGGUCGUAUGCUUAUGAGAUUGAGCAAUAA